Molecule: messenger RNA, 1603 nt
Organism: Mycena citricolor
Lineage: Eukaryota; Fungi; Basidiomycota; Agaricomycetes; Agaricales; Mycenaceae
Source: the annotation of a GenBank genome assembly
AAGCAACACACCGUCGUCGUCCAGAGCGUGACUUGGACUCUGCUGGAGUUCAGCUGGAUCAGCUCUGCGGAGUAACGCGGCAAAUUCUGGAUGCCCAUCAGGCCCUUAGAUUGAUUGUAGCGGGAUGUUGAUUUGUAUCGUCGGCCCUAGCCUUGUCAACUCAAUCAAACGGACGGUGACACUCUUCUGUGCUCUGCUGACCUUGCUUCCCUUCGACAGCUCACCGGGUAAACGCACAAGCUACAUCAUUAAGACUUACUCAGCGGGAUAUAUGUGGCCGGGUCCCCGAUACUUAACUGCGCACAUGGCAGGAGUUCAAGCUCACAAGGUGACAUCCAAAUGUCCUCCACACAAAAUCCACUGAAGAUUACGAUUGUCGGGGCCGGAAUCGGUGGGCUCUCCGCUGCUAUCGCCCUGCGUCACAGCGGGCAUGUCACACAGGUUUUCGAACGUUUGGAGGCGGACAUCGAGCUCGGGGCAGCGCUAAGCGUGCAAGAGAAUGCGAUGCGUGUUCUGAACCGAUUUGGGAUCAACCCCGAGAACAUGAAGCCCGUCUAUGCUCGCGGGCUUGUGGGUUUCAAUCCUAUCACUGGAGAGAGCAGGGAGGUUUUGCUUGUGCCGCAGGAUGCAGCACCAGCUCCAACUGAUACUGUACUCGUCCACCGCAGCGACUUGCACGAGGAACUCAAACGGGUUGCCCUGUCUCCAGACGGCAAUGGUCCUCCCGUGCAUAUCAGACUGGGCUGCAAGGUCGUCUCGUGUGAGCCGGAAGCCGGCAUCGUCGUCCUCGACUCGGGAGAGACGAUUGCCGCGGACCUGGUCAUCGGGGCAGAUGGUCUGCAGGCUCGUGAUAUGUUCACUGAUACUUCAUUCUUCGUCCAACCUUCGUCUAGUCGCGUAUUCAAGGCUGCUUCAAUGAAAAAUAACCCUGACUUCGACUGGAUCACGAAGGGCAUAUCGGGUGUUCGGGCCGUGCCGUGGAAGGGAGAACCGUUUCGCAUGAUAUUCUGCUAUCUCUGCCGAAACGGGGAACUGCUCAACUGCGUCCACUUCUACCAGGAAUCCGAGGAAGAGAAACAAAAUCUUACCAGCCGCACGAUCACUCCCGCUGAAGUCCUCCCCAAAUUCACAGGCGCCGAUCCGAAAUUCCUUCGUCUGUUCGACCUGCCGAACUACAACGCCGAACACUACCGGUGGCGGCUCCGCACAAUGCCCGUCCUCUCCACCUGGAUCAACGGUCGCACGGCGAUUCUCGGUGACGCAGCCCACGCCAUGCCGCCUUUCAUGGCCCAAGGAGCCGCGAUGGCUAUCGAAGACGUUGGGGUCCUUGCCGGCCUCAUUCCUCUCGGGACCACGCGCGAGCAGAUCCCCGCCCGACUGGCUGCGUGGCUUGAUAUCCGGAAACCCAGGGCAGACUGGAUGAACAGGACUUCGGUUGCGCAGAUUCAGGCGAUCAUAGAUGGAAAUCAGGGCGGUGCGCAUUCGGUAGAGGCACGUGAAAAGAUCGUUUCUUAUGAUGCGCUCCAGGCUGGGAAGGACGCUUAUCAGAAAUUGUUUGUCUGACUCAAGGGAUAGACCGGGACAGUUCAACUGUCUUCGCUCG